Phalaenopsis equestris is the source of this 3207-nucleotide messenger RNA. RefSeq lists its product as uncharacterized. The record is from RefSeq and is a predicted model, not a curated record. The transcript is spliced from 9 exons. Bases 373 to 3207 code for a protein of 944 amino acids. NCBI's taxonomy places the organism in Eukaryota, Viridiplantae, Streptophyta, Magnoliopsida, Asparagales, Orchidaceae. Gene Ontology annotation, molecular function: metal ion binding.
AACAACACAGGCACACGUGCUCCACUCCCUUCUUCUGUAAAGCUCGAGGCUGAAGGGCAUAGAACGAAGUUUUGGGAGAAGGGAAAGCAGAAAGCUAAGAAUCGCCAUCUCUCCAUCUCUCUCAUCCCUUUCCUUCUUUUGCCUAAAAAGAAGGGAUUUUGAUAUUAUUUUGGGCUCCGUAACUCGCUUCUCUGCUUCUUCUUCUACUAACGUGCAUACAAAGCUGCAGCUGCAACAGAAACCUGCUCUUUCCUUUUUGGAGUGGAGUAUUCUGGUUUUCUUCACCCGCACUUGUUUCUUCGACAUUUUCUGUGCUUUCUUUCUCCUUUCGCUGCUUUAAUGAAAGCCAUCUGAAGAUUGUUUGAGUUAACAAUGGCUGAGAAAUCCGGGCGCAGAGCUCCAUUUGAAAGAGGAGUUGAGCAGGCUAUUGUUGCCCUAAAAAAGGGCGCCCAUCUUCUGAAAUGUGGAAGAAGAGGAAAGCCCAAGUUCUGCCCUUUCAGGCUCUCCACUGAUGAGAAGUCACUAAUUUGGUAUUCUGGUGAGAAGGAAAAAUGUCUGAAGCUGAAUACUGUAUCUAAAAUCAAUGCUGGACAGAAAACAGGUAAUUUUCACAGACAGUUUCAACCUGACAAGGAGCGUCAGUCCUUCUCCCUUGUUUAUCAGAAUGGUGAAAGAUCCCUUGACUUGAUUUGUAAAGAUAAGGAGCAGGCUGAUUGCUGGGUUUUAGGCUUGACAUCAUUGUUGUCUAUUUCUAAUCAUCCUAGACCUCUGUCUUUCCUGAGAACCGCUCGAUCAGCGCAUAGUUGCAUGAACAGUCCAGUAACCCAUUUAUCAACGAAGUAUACUUUAAAAUUCCUGCAUGAUUCAACUCGGCUCCCACAGAUCUGCAGUGAAUAUGGAAGCCCGCCGAGGAAACUAGCAGAGAAUGUUUGUCCGGAUGGUUUCGUAGAUGCUUCUGAUUUGCUUAAUUCGUUCAGACAAAGGACCUUAUCGGAUGUGCAGCAGCAAAUAAUGGAUGAAAAGCUUCCCUUUUUAUCUCACAAGACCUAUAAAAUAAAAGAACAAAUCAUGAAUUCCAGUUCUAAAACAAGCCCGCCUGAUACAGGUGAUUCUUUGAAGGACGUUUUCAUGUGGGGUGAAGGAGUUGGAAUAUUUUUCGGUGAAAAGUCCAAUGCUUUUGAGACCGAUGGCAUCAAAACCGAUUUUUUGCUUCCCAGGUUGUUGGAAUCCACACAAAUUCUGGAUUUGCAGAGCUUCUCUUGUGGAGAAAAGCACGCUGGAUUUGUCACGAAACAAGGUGAAGUCUUCUGUUGGGGUGAGGGAAAUGGUGGGAAAUUAGGACAUAAGAUAAAUUUGGAUAUUACAUAUCCCAAACUUGUCGAAUCAUUAUGCAACGUUUCUGUGCAAACAAUAGCUUGCGGUUCAAACCAAACUUACGCCAUAACUCGUUCUGGAGAACUAUACACAUGGGGUAAUGGUUAUGCUAUGGAAGAGAGUAAUCGAAUCCAUUGGAUACCUUGUAAAAUGUCUGGUAAUCUUAUCGGUAUUAAGGUACUGAAAGUCGCAUGUGGAGAGUGGCAUACAGCCAUUGUGUCUGGUUUUGGUCAGCUGUUCACAUAUGGAGAAGGGAUAUUUGGAGCACUCGGCCAUGGAAAUCAGCAGAGCUAUUCUCAGCCAAAAGAAGUUGGAUCUCUUAAAGGUCUACGAGUCAAGUCGGUCGCUUGUGGACCGUGGCACACUGCCGCCAUUGUUGAGGUUCCGUUUAGCCGCUUCAAGAGCAGUACGUGGAGCGGAAAGCUGUUUACUUGGGGAGAUAGUGAUAAAGGGAGACUUGGUCAUGGUGAUAAAGAACGAAAACUCAUUCCAACAUGUAUUGCUUCGCUUGUGGACUGUGACUUUGUUCAGGUUUCAUGUGGAAGAACACUAACCGUUGCGUUAACCGUUAACGGCUUAGUGAUUACUAUGGGAAGUGCAACGAAUCGAGCUGAUGAUACAUCGAUUAGAACGGUUGGAGGUUGUCUGAAGAACGAGUUUGUGAAGGAUCUGUCGUCUGGUUCGUUUCAUGUGGCCGUUUUGACGAGUAAAGGAAAUGUUUUUACUUGGGGUAAGGGGGACAAUGGGAGGCUUGGAUUAGGUGAUACAAAAGAUAGAGAUUCUCCGGCUUUAGUAGAAGCUUUGCAAGGCAGGAACGUGCAAAAUAUAGUUUGUGGACUCAAUUUCACUGCCGCUGUUUGUCUGCACAAAUCUGUUUCCAGCAAAGAUCAGAUUUUGUGCACUGGUUGCCGGAUGUCUUUUGGUUUUACUCGAAAGAAGCACAAUUGCUAUCUUUGCGGAUAUGUGUUCUGCCAUUCGUGCAGCAGUAAGAAGGCUUUGGGUGCGUGUUUGACGCCGAAAAAAGCGCGGAGAAGUCGUGUUUGUCAUUCUUGUUAUAAUCGGCUCUCAAAGAUUGAAUCUUUGAGAGUGAUUAAUGAAAUCGGUAGUCCGAGGCAGUUUUCGAUGACAAGUAAGGGAGUUUCUGAUUUGAGAAUUAACAAAGAUGAAUCUUUCUUUUUUCUGCCGAAAAUAUUUACUCCGAAAUCUAUUGUGCAUGAUGAAUCUUUGUUGAAUGAGGGAAAGAUUAUGUCGUUGAGAAGUGUUGAUUUGCAGAAUAAAGAUCAAUUUUUGUUUGGUGGAGCGCAGAAAUGGGGUCAAGUGUCGCGCCCACCUCGGUUCAAGAAUGACGUGAGAGAGGAGUCUAUGAUGUUUGUUUCAAAAUCCAAGGGAGGAGUUUCAGAAGAUGCAAAUAAACUAAAUCGUUCAAAAUCUAUGCUUCCAAAAGCAAGCAGCUUAAAACAAAAUUCCACAGAAUUGGAGAAGUUUCUUGCGGAAGAAUUACAACAACUGCAAGCUAAGGCUAUAUCACUAACACAACAAUGCCAAAGUAAAAGUCUGAAACUCGAAGAAUAUAAGCGCAGACUUGAAGAAACCAGUUUGGUAGCAAAGGAUGAAGCUGCGAAGUGCAAGGCGGCAAAGAAUGUUAUUAAAGUUUUAAGAACACAGGCUUCUUCAGAGCAUCAUGUUUCUUGCACACUCCGUGAUUGUUCAAUUCAUGCGCUCAGUUAUAUUGUUUUGUUGCGGUGUCCUUGGGACAACGAACUCAUGUCUGACCCCCUCUGUAGCACAGAAAUUCCUGAACUUCUGAUCACGAUACUCGUCAUCAUUAUCUGA